AUGUGCAAUGCGGGGGUCAUGCGCGCCGACUCUGAGGGCGUUGAGCAGGACAGGAAGGGUGAGUUCUGGCGGGCCAGAAAAAGGCAAGCCGGACGGAGAGUCGCUUUCAGACAUGGCGCCGCCAAUGCGUGCCGUGAGCACAGUGUCCUUCGACACACGGCCUCUGACUUGGCGGAGCAUGCACCACGAUGCACUGAAGCGACGUAUGGGGGAGGGACGCUUGAACGGCAUUGCGUGUAA
Messenger RNA from Chondrus crispus (carragheen), 240 nucleotides. RefSeq lists its product as hypothetical. The coding region runs from base 1 to 240 and encodes 79 amino acids. The record is from RefSeq and is a predicted model, not a curated record. The transcript has a single exon. Lineage: Eukaryota; Rhodophyta; Florideophyceae; Gigartinales; Gigartinaceae.